GUUUGAUCAUUCCUUUAGCUGGAGUCGAACAGCAAACAACAUUACUAGUUGACAUAGACAUAGCAUAGCAGAACCCCAAAUAAAAUGGAAAUUUUCGGUCAGAAAGUAAGAAAACUAGCAAGAAAAAUGAAACGUGACUCGCAACAGUCGCGGCUGCACAUUCACGAACACGAGCGCACAUACAGCAGCAGCAACACCAGCCGCACCAUGGCGGGACUCGAGGACGACUCGGAGAUCCUCCUGCGCCCGGAGGGCGUCGAGGCGGACGUGGAGAACGCCCGCAAGGCCGUCGAGCGCAAGCUGAUUUACCUGUCGGAGUCGAACCGCGUGGCAGCACCAUCGCGGGCGGUUCGUCGCCAGGCACUGGAGGGCCGCAGCGGCAGCGGCGGCAAAGGACGCGGCGACGGGAAGCACACCAAGAAGCAUCUGUCGCAGGAGGCGGCAGGCAGUGGCGGCGGCGACAAGAUCCGUAGCCGCGGCAGUCACAACGUCCUCGAUUCGGCCCGGCGCAACGGGCUGUCCAUCAGCGAUGAUCAGGAGGACAGCGAGAUGGAGUCACUGUCCCGCCGCUUGCAGGAUGUGGUGCUGGAGGCCGAGCAGGCGGAGCGCCGCAUGAGCGGCGUCUAUGGGCGCCAGCAGAUGAGCCCGAAGGCCAGUGGUGGCUUCACGUGCGGCGUGUGCGGGGCGAAAUUCCAGAUCAAGUCGCUGCUCGGCGCCCACCGUCGCACCCACGACGAGGACUUUUCCGUGCGCUUCCGCUCCCACCGUCCCCGUGGCAGCAACACGACCCUGACCGGCGGCCACCUGUGCAAGUACUGCGACCGCAAGUUCGACCUCGAGCGCACGCUGCACAUCCACCAGCUGUGCCACUGCAAGAAGAUAUCGCCCCAGCUGCGCCGCAAGCUGCCCUACACGGAGCUGUUGCACGAGAAGAAGGCGCCGCUGCACGAUCAGCGGCUGUAGAUCGAUCGCCUCCCUAUGAGGGUGUGCCAUGCUUCGGCUUGCUCCUGGCCGGCAUUCUUUUGGUUUUUCCUUGUUUUGAAAUUUAACCACACGGCAGAACCCUACAGCAGACGCAAAUCUCACUUUGAAUAUUUCAUGAGUGAAGUUUCCAUUUCAUUGUUUCCAUAAAAUUGCCCCUCUCUCUCUGUCUCUCUCUCUCUCUCUCUCUGUGAAAGGAAGAGGCAUCUUGAAAUUGUU
This is a messenger RNA of Drosophila miranda, 1200 nucleotides long. RefSeq lists its product as uncharacterized. The record is from RefSeq and is a predicted model, not a curated record. Bases 85 to 963 code for a protein of 292 amino acids. Lineage: Eukaryota; Metazoa; Arthropoda; Insecta; Diptera; Drosophilidae. The transcript has 2 exons.